GUUCUCUAAUCAGCAGCGACCGCGCUCCAGGGUUCAGAGAGAAAGAGAGAGAGGGUGAAACAGCACACCAAUAGCCUAUAGUCCGACUUCGAUUAAUUAAUGUGUGGUUUUUGGAACUCACUUACCGGCGUGAGCUGCACUUCCCGGGUGGAGCGAGGCUCCCCUAGAAGCACUUCUGUUAUUCUGCUUGAAAGUGUCUCUUUUGUUAAUUAAAACACACCCAGCCAUAAGCACACUGUGGCAGGCAGGCAGGCAGCAGACUGGUGCUGGCGUGAAGGAAAGAGACGGACAAGAAGACGCAAAGAAGUGAUAGAAGAGAGGAACUGUGAAGACUUGGUGUGUUUUCUGGGAAGACAGACAGACAGACAAUCCAGAUGGCCGUAGCUCCGUUCAGCCGUAAGCAGUGGGCGUCUCAGUCCCUCAGGGUCACAGCCAAGGAGAUGUCCAUAGUUGGCUCCAGAGGCAAGAACAACGCCAUUGCAGAGCGCUUCUCCAGGUACAAGAUGGCCGCCGAGGAGGGGAGCACAGAGAGGAAGAGAACCGCUGUGGAGACCCAGACGCUACGUUGGGGGAAUCUGAGUGUGCUGAAGAAACAGUGGGAGCAGCCUGCAGCCCUGGCCUGUACCCCGACUCCCCACACUCAGCCCCAAGCUCAGGUCCAGUCCCAGGCCCCACAGCCCCAUCCAGCUCAGCCAGAGCCCCAGGUCCCCAGCCCAGGCCAGCCCCACCCCGGCAGUGAGCCCCAGCCUGACAUGGAGGGAGGGCCGCAGACAGACACACACUCACCAGUGUCGGAGAAGCCCAGCGUUCCCCUCACCAGCCUCAAGAUGAUGUUUGAGAAGGGAGCCAACAAAGUGACCCGAGAGACCGGGAGGAGUGGAGGGAACCCAGGCAUCACUGACAACAUGGAUCAUUUACUGGGAGACAGAGCGGACGCAGGGCUGCUGGAGAGCACAACCUUAAGAGACAGGAUGGCUCUGUACCAGGCGGCUGUGUCCAAACAGGAAGUGAUGUCCACCUCCAUCAGUAGUGACCAGCUGGACUCGGAUCUGCGAGGCAAACAGAAGGAGAACGUUCCUCCUGGUCCAGACUCUGAGCCCAACAGCAGGAAAGGUUCCACCUCAGACAGCAACGCUGGUUCUGGUACUGGGACGUCAGUGUCCUCCACCCAGAGAGAACCUGCUCAGGCCAAGAUCCCCAGGGGCUUCCGCCUGCCUGUUCAGGAGAGCUGUGUGUCGUGUCUGAAGACGGUGUACCCACUGGAGCGCCUGGUGGCCAACACACAGGUGUACCACACCACCUGUUUCCGCUGCUCCCACUGCAACACCAAGCUCAGCUUGGGGAACUACGCCUCUCUGCAUAGCCAUGUCUAUUGCAAGCCCCAUUUUUGUCAGCUGUUCAAGGCCAAGGGCAACUACGAUGAAGGUUUCGGUCUGCGACCUCACAAGGAGCUGUGGGAGACGAGAGGCGAGGCUGGGGAGGGUCCAGCCCCGGCCAAGUCCCCAACCAAGUCCCCGACCUCCUUAGAGCAGCUGACCAGCCCCACCGUCGAGGAGUCUCCCAUAGCCAAGGUCAAUAUCCUGACAGCCAGCCUGGAGACCCUGGGCCAGGGCUCAGCAGAGAAGGCAGAGCGACCCGCGGAGACCCGCCGGCUGAAGAUCACCUGGCCCCCACGCUCUGAGGCUGAGGAAGGGGCCCCGGGGACCAGCCCUGGCAGUGAAGGAGAGGCUUCCAAGCCCGCCCGUGCCAAGUGGCCCCCAGAGGAAGAGUCCCCUUCCUGGAACGAGACCCCUGAAACCAACCAGGUCACCCGGCUGUGUAGAAGCGCCUCCCUCAAAGAGCGCAGCAUGCCCUUCUCAUUGGCCAGUACUAACAGUAACCCCACCCCUUCACCCAAACGGACCAGCCCUCCCUGCGAUUGGCCGUCUAUGGAUGACAGACAGGCCAGCCCGGAACCCCAAAGCAUGGAGCUGCAGCCGAGCAGCCAAUCACCCGACGGGGCGACGCCCACCAACGACAGUUCGCUGGACAUCCAGAGUGGCUCCGAGGAGGAGGGCGGUGACCCUCGUCUGGAGGAGGAGGACCAGGAGGCUCUGGGAGGAGAGCCGGAACAGGAGCCGGAAGGCGAGGGGGAGGAGAUGGAGGGUGAGGAGGAGGAGAUGGAGGGAGCAGAGGAGGAAGAGGAGGAGGGAGAAGAGGAGGAGUUGUCAUCUCUGGAACACCAGGCCAGCUCCUUGUCUCCGGAGCCGGCUGGAGAGACCGUCACGGUCUUGUCCCAGGAUGUGGGCUUCUGGGAUGGCGAGGAGGCCAGGGAGAAGGAGCGAGAGGAGGUGUCCGUGGAGGACAUGAUCAAGAGGAACCGCUACUAUGACGAAGAGGACUGACACUGUCCAGAGUUUCCUGUCAACAGACUCUCUCAUUCCGUAUGUAGUCUAGACUUGGCCUAGCGAUGAGCCUACUAAAGGACCACUGAGUGUACUUACUUAAAGGAUGACUGUGUGUUUAGUGCGACACCUGGUGUGUAUGUGUACAACUCUUUGACUGUUUUAUCUGUGCCUCUGAAUCUGAACUGUGACAGAAGAACAAAAGCAAUCGUACAUGUACUAGACUUUAUUAGAAGUGUCAUUGCUCUGUCAUGUUUUUAGUUAUGACUUCCUGCCAUGUCUGAUAGUUACAUUUAAUGCACAUUUUUGACUAACGUAUAUCCAUAUAUGACGAGAUGUUUAAGGUUUAGCUGAGUGUGACUACCCAUUGUGAUCCUCGCAAGGAGGUAUUACUAGGAAAGUGUCCACUGAUUAUGACUCCACAGGAUGUGCCCCCUGUUCUACUACCUUGGUGUUUUCUCUGUUUUUCUCUGUUUUUCCACAUUAAAUAUCAUAGAUGUUGGAGCUA
Messenger RNA from Hypomesus transpacificus, 2892 nucleotides. It is a transcript of the gene lima1a, whose product is annotated as LIM domain and actin binding 1a. The coding region runs from base 375 to 2384 and encodes 669 amino acids. The record is from RefSeq and is a predicted model, not a curated record. Lineage: Eukaryota; Metazoa; Chordata; Actinopteri; Osmeriformes; Osmeridae. Gene Ontology annotation, cellular component: plasma membrane; actin cytoskeleton. Gene Ontology annotation, biological process: actin filament bundle assembly. Gene Ontology annotation, molecular function: actin filament binding. The transcript has 11 exons.